UUUGCUCGCGUUUUGUCUGCGGCCCGUCAGUCAGUGUACGAUUUUGGCCUCGCGUUUCUCACGUAUAUCGCUUCACUCGGAUAGGGAAAUACAGUGGAAAAACGUACGUCGUCUGUUGGAUGGUGAGAAAGAAAGCAAAGCGCACUAGCGACAGCAGAAAGAAGAAGAAUCGGGAAAAGAUCCUCAAAACUUUGCUAAUUUUCGGUUUUUGGUGCGUGCGUGUUUCAAUUAUCCCGGAUAAUUCGUGCGCAAUUUGUGCAAAAAACCUGCGGAAAUCCAGCCUGAAGAGCCAGCCUUUCCCCCGAUAUGUGCAGCUAGUUGAAAUAUGAACGUUUUCAACCAAGUAAUACCUAGUAUGAAUCCGCAAGAACUAAGUACUAUGGUUUGGAUGGGACAGUUCGCCUCGCCACUGGAUGAAAACCUGUCGAAUCUGUACGGUCAACCGGUACCAGCAGUAAUGGAUGAUAUCACGCAGCAAGCUUCAUCGAUGGACAUGAAUCCGGCCAUCGGGCCACUGAUCGGUGACUACAGCGGCCAUGUGACUGCGAUUCCCACACCGACAGGUGGCCUGGCCACGAUGCCGAACUCCGAACUAGCCAUCACCAAUCCGGAACUGUUCAAUCUACAGCAGCAACAGUUGCAACUGCAGCAGCAGCUCAGUUUAGGGAACUAUAGUUUUCUAGAGCAAAGCGGUCUUGCUGGGCAGCUGACCGGAGCUGGCGGUGUACCCGGUGGAAGUGGAAUUGGAGCGCACGAUUCGGAUGAUCCUGUCGGUGCCACUCGCAUGGUUGACGACGACGACGAUGACGACGGUCUGAACGACGAGGAGCACGCUAUGCAAACGUACGAACAAUACCAACGAAUGGUGGAAGCCAACAGUGAGUUCCUGUCGGUAACUGGACAGGAAAAUCUGCUGACAUACAAGCUGAUGAACGAAGCGCAGCUGCUGCAACCGCAGGGCAACUUUCUCGACUUCGACGGAUGUGCGAACGACGAUGACUCGUCCAGUCCGCCCAUGCACGAUGGAGUCAAAGUUUCGGGAUACGCCCAUCAGAUAGCGGCGGCCGCUGCAGCAGCGGCAGCUGGUGGCGGUGGACACACCGGUGGUGAAACGAGUGGCGCAGCGAUACGCUUUCCGAACAAGAAAAUCAAACCUGUCAAACGGCCCGGGUUGGUACUGAAAACGCCGAUUGCCUACAAGGGCGAUAUCGAUCCGUCGGUGAUUCCGAUUCAGCGCGAUGGAAUGGCAAUUUGCGAAAAGUGCGGCGCCAUCGGUGUGAAGCACUCGUUCUACACCAAGCAGCGCCGGUUCUGUAGCAUGACCUGCGCCCGUUCCUUCGACGCGCUACGUUUGUACAACAGUACCAACAACAAUAACAACAACAAUAGCAACAGCAACCCCGGCAGCAUCAUCGGCAACCCAUCGGCAGGUCUGAUCAGCGCCAAGUCCAUAGUCACAUUGGAAGAUAGCAGCAGUAUCUCAUCGCUGGCGGCUCCUUCGGCCCUGCCCCCGGAGCAGCUGAUAGACGAUUCAGCUGACGAGUCGGAAUCAGCCAAUACGGCACAAGCGGUCGGAGCGGAAAUUGAUAGCAAACAUCUUCUGCACCAGCAGCAAUUACAACUACAGCAACAGCUGGCCUUACAGCAACAGGUGCAGCAACUUCAACAACAGCAACAACAACAACAACAGCAACAGCAGCAGCAAGUACAAAAUAUCAGCUAUAGAUUCAAAAUGUCUCAGAUUGGAAGCGACAAUAGCAACCACGGUGUAAAUAGCGACAAAACAAUCAGUCACGAGAUCGUUCCUCAGGAUGAAAUCCCGCAGCUCCCCAGGGGAGCCCGGUUGCCUUCACCCUGUCCGCAGGACGAACGUAUCAUAAGCAUCCGAAGAAAGCCUUCGGAAUUUAUCAACUCCUUCGAUUGGACACCGUCUCUGGCGGAUCCUACAUUUUUCGCCGCUCCGGUUACCUGCUUCCGGCACGCCCCGGGCUACGAAAUGUGGCCUAACGUGGUGAUUGGCAUGAAAGUCGAAGUGGAAAACACCGACUGUGACAUCCAGCAGGCAUUGAUUGGGGGGACGCCGCAUUCGUUCUGGGUGGCUACUGUGCUAAGGAUCUGCGGCUAUAAAGCUCUCCUGCGUUACGAGGGUUUCGAUACGGACUCGUCGAAAGAUUUUUGGGUCAAUCUCUGCUCUUCCGAGGUCCAUCCGGUAGGGUGGUGUGCCACCCGGGGCAAACCUCUGAUCCCACCGAAAAGCAUAGCCAAACCGUACAAAGAUUGGAAGGAAUUUCUGGUGAAGCGGUUGUCCAAUGCGAGAACGCUUCCCUCGACUUUCUACAACAAAAUCAGCGAAAGCUUCAAAUCCCGCUUUCGAGUGGCACUCAACCUGGAAGUGGUAGACAAGAAUCGCAUCAGUCAGGUCAAAGUGGCUUCGAUCAACAAAAUCGUGGGGAAGCGGCUCUACGUAAGAUACUACGAUAGUCCUCCGGACGAUAAUGGCUUCUGGUGUCAUGAAGAUUCUCCACUAAUUCAUCCCGUCGGUUGGGCAACGACGGUUGGCCACAAUUUAGCCGCACCCGAAGAGUACAUGGAUCGCAUGAAUGCUGCCCGAGACCAGAUCCUUGAGCCGAACGAAGACGACGCUACGAUGGAUCUGUUCAAGACCAAUUUUCACUUUGAGGAGUACUAUCUGGACGGCAAACAGACCGGUUUCGAAGAAGGCAUGAAGUUGGAAGCCGUCGAUCCGCUCAACCUGUCCUCGAUCUGUGUGGCAACGGUGAUGUCGGUGUUGAAAUUUGGCUAUAUCAUGAUCCGCAUCGAUUCGUACGAUCCGGAUGUCAGUGGGGCGGACUGGUUCUGCUAUCAUGAGAAAUCACCGUGCAUUUUCCCCGUCGGGUUUUGCUCGUCCAAUCAAAUCACGCUGACUCCACCGAAGGGUUACGAUUUGACUAGCUUCACCUGGGACCAGUACCUGGUAGAUACCAACAGCAAGCCGGCAACGGAGGAUUUGUUCCAUCGGGAUUUGCUUCGGCAGAAGUUUAAGGUUGGUAUGAAGCUAGAAUCAGCCGAUUUGAUGGACCCAAGACUGAUUUGCGUGGCGACCAUUUCGCGGGUUGUCGGUCGCCUGUUGAAGGUCCAUUUUGACGGUUGGGAUGACGAGUACGAUCAGUGGCUAGACAGCGAAAGCCCGGACAUUUACCCGAUCGGCUGGUGUGUGCUCGUCGGUCACAAACUCGAAGGGCCUCGUGUGCUGCCCAAAAUUCCGCCGGUGCAGAAAAUCUCCCCCAAAAUAACCAAAAAGGGAAAACGAAAGAAAAAGAUUAUGAAGUUCGAUCUAAAUACGGCAGAAUUGCACCCCGUUGCCACGACGCGUACCGCCACGAUCAAGAAAGAGCAGGAGCAUUUCGACCAACAAAGAAUGAUGGUCAGCUCCAACCCGAAUAGUAUCCCCUACUCGAUUGCCGAAUUACGAAGUGGCAUGGAUCAAAUUCAGUACAGCACUGGACACAGUACGGUGGUCUCACUGGAAUCUCGUAGUGCGAGCGGUAGCGGUACAUCCUCUUCGCUUUUAUCGAUCAAGCACGAACCUCCACACGAUCCGCUGCUGGGGCCAAUCUUCGAUCAUUCACCGGGAAGCAUCGACAGCGGUGACGAAGACAUGGGUGAUCUCAAAACCGAGGAUGAAGAUGGCGAAUCGAACAGUGCCACCGGUAAUCCAUCGUCAGCUCCCUCGGAAAUCACCGACAUCGAGAUGGAGAAAUUCAUUCCAAGGCUUAUUAACGACAACGGAAGCAGUUCGCCUGAUCCUUCCGGUGGCCAGAUAAAUCCGGACAGUUGGGAUGUGAAGGAUGUCGCCCUGUUUCUGACUGCGAACGAUUGUUCGAUGCAUUGCGAAGCGUUCGUGGCUGGCGGUGUGGAUGGCAAACGGCUUCUGCAGCUUAGUAAGGACGAAAUUAUUACCCUGCUGAACAUGAAAGUUGGGCCGUCGUUGAAAAUCUUUGAUCUCAUCCAGCAACUCAAGUGCAAAAUCGAUCCGAGCAAAUCGCGACUACUCAAGUCGAGCCAGGGGAAGAAAUAUCUGUAGCGAGGGAUGGUGGUGGAGUGCCGGAGCGACCGGAAGGGACAAACCCGAAGAGUAUUAACUUAUUUCUCUGUUCUUCAUUUGCGCCACCUGCUUGGGUUUAUUUAGAUACUUUCGUUUUUUUACAAAUAGUAGUUUUUCGUGUAGCAAAGUUUAUAGGUUCUUUUUUUAAAAAAAAAACAAGUACUCUUUCUGUUGUGAUUCAAGCGAAACAGUUUUUUUUAUCCAAUUAUGUCGGACAAUUCUAAAGCUUUGUGUCGUAGGUGAAGUCAGCGCCGGUAUGCAUAUUGUUUCACGAAUAAACAUUUCCAGUGAUAGUGGCGGGAAGUGGAAAAAAGCAAUUACCAAAAACAAAAGUAACACAACACAAGAUACACACAGUACACGAGAGAGCCACAGACAGAAACACAAAACAAGAAACACCAUAGACAGGGUGGGAUUGAGUGGAAAAAUACCUGUGCGUCCGGUGUUGGAGUUGCGUGCAGCGAAUUCUUGCUCGAAUUGCAAAGUAGUGUCUAAACGAAAACAAAGCAAAACAAUACAAACGUAUAGAAAGUAUACAUGCAGUUGUAUAAAGGUAAAAACCUAACAUGCUAAUGGUAGUGUAAUGUUUCAGAAUUUAUUGGAGUAUCUUUUUUAUGAGGAAAGAGAAAACAAAAAGUAUAUUUAGAGUAGAGAAAAUGGAGAAAAUAUAAGCAGAAAGGCAGUAACUUUUCUUGAA
Messenger RNA from Topomyia yanbarensis, 4802 nucleotides. It is a transcript of the gene Sfmbt, whose product is annotated as polycomb protein Sfmbt. The transcript is spliced from 8 exons. Gene Ontology annotation, cellular component: nucleus. The coding region runs from base 326 to 4084 and encodes 1252 amino acids. Gene Ontology annotation, biological process: heterochromatin formation; regulation of DNA-templated transcription. The record is from RefSeq and is a predicted model, not a curated record. Gene Ontology annotation, molecular function: zinc ion binding. NCBI's taxonomy places the organism in Eukaryota, Metazoa, Arthropoda, Insecta, Diptera, Culicidae.